Molecule: messenger RNA, 1452 nt
Organism: Penicillium chermesinum
Lineage: Eukaryota; Fungi; Ascomycota; Eurotiomycetes; Eurotiales; Aspergillaceae
Exons: 2
Coding region: 1-1452 (483 amino acids)
Cellular component (GO): SBF transcription complex; MBF transcription complex
Molecular function (GO): protein binding; transcription coactivator activity
Source: RefSeq, a predicted model, not a curated record
AUGAAGCUGCUUAUGACUCUUUUCCUUGACAAGCGCACCAAAGACUUCACCAACCACCCGGCUCUCAUGCAAUUGACAGGCGAAGACCUUGAAAUUCCCCUCGACGAAUACUGCAACACUGCUCUUCACUGGGCCGCGAUGCUCGCGCGUCUUCCUCUUGUCCACGCGCUGGUCGCCAAGGGAGCAAAUAUCGCGCGCGUCAACGGUGCCGGUGAAACUGCUCUGCAGAAAUCAGUCAGCACUCGCAACAACCUGGACUACCGCACCUUUCCGCGUCUCCUCCAGGUGUUUGCUCCCACUAUCGACAUGGUCGACUACAGCGGGCGCACAAUUCUGCACCACAUUGCCGUUAUGGCAGCAACUGGAGGCGGCGGCCAUGUUUCUGCUAAGCAUUACCUGGAAUCCCUGUUGGAUUUUAUCGUACGAAACGGUCGUCCAGCCAACGCUGAUACAAACGGUGAUCAGCAGCAGAAUGGUGAUCAUGCCAAUGAUGUGAUAUCCCUGGGUACCUUCAUCUCCGACAUUGUCAACUUACGCGACGACCAGGGCGACACAGCCCUUAAUCUUGCGGGCCGUGCUCGCUCCGUUCUCGUCCCCCAGUUGCUCGAGGUCGGGGCCGACCCUCACAUCCCAAACCACACUGGUCUUCGCCCUGCGGACUACGGUGUCGGCGUCGACAUGGUUGAUGGCAAUGGGCAGUCUCAGCAAACUGAUGGACGGGGUGAUUCUUUCAUGGAUCAGCUGACCAAGACUAAAAAGGAAAUUCUACAAGCCACCGUGUCCCAGAUCAGUCAACUUGUUGAAGAAGCAUUCAGUAGCACUGAGCGUGAAUUAGCAGCAAAUCUGUCCCGGAAACAAGAGAAAUUUGAGCACUGGCAUGGCAAGAUCCGCGAGUCGGCGAAGGCCCGACAACUCCAACAGAAGCACCUGGAUUCUUUGAAGAGCAAGAGCUCCGCUCGUGUGGAAACGGAGCGACGCAUCAAGAAUCUUGAUACAUCUUCUGAUAAUCUUCGGGACACUCUGCGCAACAACGGAGUUAUCGAUCACUCUGGCCGCCCUGUCUUGAGCGAUGCCGACAAAGCGUCAGCUGUGAAUGUGGAGACCUUCGAAACCCUCUUCCCCGAAUCAUUUGACCCAUCUAAUGGGUUCUCUGACGAACAAGCCGCAUUUUUAUCUGCUCUGCAGGCCCCGGAUGUCCUCGCUAAACGCGCCAGCUUCUAUGAAUCGUUCCUUGGUGAAGUGAACGAAGAAGUUGAGGAGUUGAAGGCCAAGAACGUCACUCUAGGCCACAACUACCGUCGCAUGGUGAUGGCUUGUACUAAUUGGACCGCAGAGCAGGUAGAUGAGGCUGCCGAAGGACUGACACAGUGUGUGAAGGAUUUGAAUGAUAAUCCUGUGCCAGAGGACGAGGCUCUCGAGCUUCUGAUGCGGGACCGUGGGCAGGACUGGUAA